Messenger RNA from Mercenaria mercenaria, 6786 nucleotides. Its product is annotated as serine/threonine-protein kinase N2-like. Gene Ontology annotation, molecular function: protein serine/threonine kinase activity; ATP binding; small GTPase binding. Gene Ontology annotation, biological process: signal transduction; protein phosphorylation. The record is from RefSeq and is a predicted model, not a curated record. The transcript has 22 exons. The coding region runs from base 269 to 3283 and encodes 1004 amino acids. NCBI's taxonomy places the organism in Eukaryota, Metazoa, Mollusca, Bivalvia, Venerida, Veneridae.
AGAAAUACUGAUCACGUGACUCACCCAAUGUCAUCAAAGUGAAUUUUUUUACUGUGUUCGAAGUGUUUCAGCUAAUUUUUCGCGGAAAGAAAUCACCAAUCAGUUUCGUAUCACAAAUCCCAAAACUUUAUAGAUAGAGCAAUUUCCAUUUAUUAUCAUGAACCCCCAUGUUAAGAAACACGAACUUUAACCUAACCAAAAAUUCAUCUUGAAAUCGGCGAAAGUUUAACAAACAUGGCGGCCGAAACAGGCACCUCCUAUUUUCAGUAUGUCAGCUAAAAGCGGGACACAGAAUGGAGUGAUGUUGAAGACGUCUAAACGACGGCUGUCAGCAGGGUCAGGGGGACAUGCGGGAGGUGCCAUGCCGAACUCGUUUCACUCCAAGGCAGAGAUAGAAGAAGCCCGGGAAGCCGUCAAGAAAGAAAUACGAAAAGAAAUGAAAAUCAAAGAAGGUGCGGAGAAGCUUCGCGAAGCAACAACUGAUAAGAAGAGUUUAGCACAUGUACAAACAAUUGUUAAGAAAGCUAACAAUAGGUUACAGGAAUUACAACAAGAGUUAAAUGAACUGAGCACCUACCUCCUCGUCUCAAACAGUCUUGGAGGAGAUAUCAUCGACGAUGUGAGAUCUCCAGAGAUUCACAAAGACUCGGGUGUGGUUAGGGGAGGUGAAGGGGAGGAUGACAGACCGAACCGACUUAUGUCGCUGGAAAAACAACUCAACAUUGAAAAUAAGGUUAAGCAGGGAGCAGAGAAUCUUAUAACCAUGUACAGCACCGGUUCAUCAAAGGAUCGGAAAUUAUUAGCCGAUGCCCAGCAGAUGUUAGCAGACUCUAAAACUAAAAUAGAAAUCAUACGUAUGCAGAUACUCAAAGUCAAUCAGGAUACCGCAUCCGCAGACGAUGCAUCACAAAGAUGUGAAGUGUUGUCUCCCCUUGAACUACGAAUAGAAGAAUUACGUCAUCACAUCAAGAUAGAAUCUGCGGUAAUGGAAGGUGCCAAAAAUGCUAUUAAACUUUUACAGAUGGCCAAAGAGAAAGAUAAAAAAGCCCUGCAAGAGGCACAGGCAAGUUUAUCGGAAUCCAAUUAUAAAUGUGAAUUGUUACGGAUCUCGAUGGAGAAACGAAUAAAUGAGCUUGGACCAAGCUCUUUGAAAAUAGACUUUUUGAAACAAGAAUUGGAUGCAAUGAGUCCAAAUUCUUAUAGUAACACUAAUAAACUGCAUAACAGUUUAAAACGUACCCAAAGUAAUUCACCGUUCGCUAAAGCUGCGGCACUAACGGGAAAACUUGAAGUUCGACUGGUAGGUUGUCAAGGUUUGUUAGAAGAAAUCCCAGGUAGACGGAAAGACAGUCUACAGUUAUUGGUAGCUAGUCCAGGAGAGAGUAAAAGUCUACUCAGAAAAUCUAAAUCCUACAAUGUCAAAGAGGAAUUAUCAAAUGAAGUAAUGGCUGUGAUCAAGCUGGACCACCAGCAGGUUGUUCAAACAUCGUGGAAAGCCAACAGUCAGCAGUGCUGGGAUCAUAGAGCUAGUAUAGACCUUGACAGGAGUAGGGAACUAGAAAUAGCAAUAUAUUGGAAAGAUUGGCGUCAGAUGGCGGCUGUCAAGUUUCUCCGACUAGAAGAUUUCCUUGACAAUCAGAGGCAUGGUAUUGCUAUACAUCUAGAACCACAAGGCAUUCUUUUUGCUGAGAUUACAUUUUUAAACCCAACCUUGUCUAGAAAACCAAAGCUUCAGAGACAAAGAAGAAUUUUCCCAAAACAUAAAGGAAAGAAUUUUCUCCGACCUGGUCAGAUGAAUAUAAAUGUUGCAACUUGGGGUCGGUUGAUGAAAAGAGCUAUCCCUCCACAGUGUGCAGAAUCUACUAGUGCUUUCAGUCCUCCAGCUGUUAAUACUGCUGUUCGACCUGCUGUCCACCCGAUGCAUUUUGAACCUGUUACGCCCAAUGAUAAGCAGCUCAAUAACCGACAUCAUUCCGAAACUCUCAACACUUCCAGAUCACCAGAAGGUCAAGAAAGAGAUAUACAGGAAGCAUUAAAGUCAUUAGAUUUUCUUGGCGAAGAUUCUUCUGGUCAUACAAUUGAUUUAGACUCUAUACCUGCCAACAAUGUGGGGUUACGUGUCCCCGCCUCACAGAUACCCCCUGCCAACUAUGCCAGUCCCCGAGCCCCAUCACCCCCGCCCCCAUUACCUGCAGAAGCCCCGCCCAUUAUUUAUGAUACACCAAGCAGAAAAUACCCGCCAGCAGUGCAACAGUCUCAACCAGAUUUUACUGGUCAAGCUGUAAAUAUGACAGAAUUUCGACCCAUCAGUGUUCUUGGUCGUGGCCAUUUUGGAAAGGUUAUAUUAUCAGAGUAUAAGAACACUGGGGAAUAUUUUGCCUUAAAAGCAUUAAAGAAAGGUGAGAUUAUAGCGCGAGACGAAGUGGAAAGCUUGAUGUCAGAGAAGAGAAUAUUUGAAGUGAUAAAUGCCAUGCGACAUCCGUACCUCGUUAACUUGUUUGCCUGCUUCCAGACUCAGGAGCACGUAAUAUUUGUGAUGGAAUAUGCAUGUGGAGGUGAUCUUAUGAUGCAUAUACACAAUGACGUGUUCACCGAACCUCGUACCGUGUUUUAUGCAGGCUGUGUUGUACUUGGGUUGCAAUAUCUACAUGAGCAUAAUGUUGUAUAUAGAGAUUUAAAGUUAGACAACUUACUGCUAGAUUCGGAAGGUUAUCUUAAGAUUGCUGACUUCGGCCUUUGUAAAGAAGGAAUGGGAUUCGGUGAUCGUACAAGUACGUUCUGUGGUACACCAGAGUUCCUUGCCCCUGAAGUUCUAACUGAACCAUCCUAUACUCGAGCCGUGGAUUGGUGGGGUCUUGGUGUUCUGAUAUUUGAAAUGCUUGUUGGAGAGUCUCCAUUCCCUGGUGAUGAUGAGGAGGAGGUGUUUGACAGUAUAGUAAAUGAGGAGGUGAAAUAUCCACGAUUUCUAUCCACAGAGGCCAUAGCUAUAAUGAGACGGUUAUUACGCCGUAACCCUGACAGAAGGUUGGGAUCCAGUGAGAGAGAUGCUGAAGAUGUGAAGAAGCAAGCAUUCUUCAGGAACCUGGACUGGAAUGAGUUGUUAAUGAGACGAGUAAAGCCACCAUUUGUUCCAACUGUUCGCCAUCCCGAAGAUGUUAGUAAUUUUGAUGACGAGUUUACUCAGGAAAAAGCUGUGUUAACACCGGCUAAGGAUCGAAGGAGCCUAAAUUUGGAAGAUCAAGACUUGUUCAAAGACUUUAACUAUAUUGCCGACUGGUGCUAGCACAAUGAAAAGGAAUUAGGAUUUACAACACUUCAUUGAGAACCAUUUUCAUAGAGUGUUAUUAAGGUGUCAUUAAAAUUGUGCCAGUUGCAUCUUCCUUGAUGAACACAAGUAAAAUCGCUGUUAGAAGUACGAUUUGUUCAAAACUUGGAAGAGAAAAUCUGACAGACAUCAUGUUGGCAAGGAAGAUAUACGGUUAUGCCCAAUGCUGCUAUCAUCUUUGGCUUGAAAGGGAGUUGAGUUGGUUCAGUGUCGAGUUAAUUUUAUUGCGUGGUGUUGAAUUUUUUACGCAGGAUUUUUGACACUAGCAAAAUCUGGAUACUUACCUCCUAUAUUAAGGAUUGUGUUAAUUUUCUAAGUUAUCUUUUAGCAAUACACUGCUGUAUAACAGUUUACAGUGUGUGUUUGAAAUCUUGACGUUCUUUUGAGUGUCGUGAAUACUGGGCGUUGCUUAUAUUUGUAAAGUAUUGGUAAUUUAUGUGAAAUCUAACAGUGCCAAUAUUGUCAGAUGCAUUGAAUAAUAAGUACUUACUUGGGAGAGAUUUACUUGCCAGGAGCGUUUGAAUUUAUUCUGGCACAUAAUGCGGAGUAACAGAAUUUGAGAUUUCAUGGUGCCACAUGGACUGGAUUUUACGAGAUACUGUUGUAGAGAAAGUGACUUUUCUAUGCAAUGUAGACAAAUGCAGUGAAAAACUAUUAAGGCAAUAAACAAUUAUGAAUUUGUAUAAUAUAUCAGUGCUAGAGCUUUUAGACUAGUAGAGGCCAGUUAGAUGAUUGUGGACAUUGGAAAUAUUGACAAGUUGGGCUUCCUUUGAAAUCAGUUAACAGGAUUGUUGCGUAUCAAAAAUCAAGGUGUUUGUAUGUUCGAGGAGAUAUAGGAAUUGUUUGAACUCUGUAUCAUAGAUGAUAAACAGCUUACAUAAAUUCUGUUCAAAUGCUGUAGAAGGUGUGGCAUGUUCAAAACAUUUGUGUUAUUUCAUAAUUUAAUUGCGAAGAUGUUAAACAGCAUAUUUAUAUACAGUUAAGAUAGUACGGAAACGAGGCUUAACCAGUCUUCACAGUUUUAAUGCUAGUUAUUCAUGCAGAUAAUAAACCUUGUGUAAAUGUUAUGAAAAAGUAGACAAGUCCUUUGUGAAGUGAUGACCUGUUAAUUUUAAUGUAAGUUCAAAAGUUGCUUAAAACCAGACAAUUCAGAUCAGAAAAGGAAAAUUACUCUUUCUGUUGUGUUUAAUUUUGAGUCAUUAUGUUCAGUUGUAAUGCAAACCCAGAUGCAGAAGAUGACAUAAGUUAAACUUUGUUUCCGUAAAGGAAAUUUAGACGUGCACACAUUGCCAGUGCUGUAAUGAAAUUUAAGACUUACAUGUGAUAACAGUUAUGUUCAAAUUCAGUUGGGAGUUAACAGAAAACGAGACCUGUCAACAACUUUAUAGUUGUAACUUGGAAACAAUCACCCUUCUGUUUAAAUUAAGUUCAAACAUCAAUGUAGACACAUUCAAAAGUUUUCACGAGUUUACAUAUGAUAGUGAAAAAACUUAUCAAGUCAUAGUGCUCUUACCAUUGUACAUUUUUUCCACUUUAUAAAAGUGCUUGUUGUUAAAAAAAUACAUAUUUUUUUACAUCAUCUAUUUCAUAUAUUUAUAUAGUUCUGUAAAUCAUGUGUAAUGUAUGUUCAGUCAGCAUUUCAUUUCUCAGUAUGUCCGUUCAGUUAUUAUUUUCAUUAUAUUUACUUUUUUUUAAAAAACAUGAUAGCAAAAUAUAUUUUAAAAUUUUGUGGAGCGAGAAAUUCUGUGGUUUUGGGGGGAAAAACAGCUAUUUUGAGUGUACAUUAACAUUCAUAUUUCACCCUUUGAACAUACAUGUAGAUGAAUUGGAAUAUAACUUGUUAUUUUGGAUUUAAUUUUAUGGAUUGACUCUACCACAAAAUCCAAAGAAAUUUUCCGUUCAGGAAUGUUCUUGAUUUUACGGUAAAAAUCGUAAGUCAGUAUUAUUUAAGGUAGUGUACAGGUACUGACAAUCAGUAACUUUUGUUCAAGUACAUAAGAUAUGCUUUAUUCAGCUUGUUGGAUUUCACUCUCUGUUUUUAUGGGAAGUCAUUUGAUUAGUGGGCUACAUCAACGGCGAAAGAAUGACGAAAUAGCAAAGGCAAACACGUUAAUGCACAGAAAUUACUGGUCAUUAUUAUGGCUCCACCACAUUAAGUUGAUUCUAAAAUGUAUAGUGUAAAACAGAUAUUUAAGUUCUUUCUCUUUUACACAAGACUAAUGCUUAAGACUUCUCUACAUACCAACUGACUACAUGAAGUAAUUACAAGUUCAUUUAAUUUCAAAAAAAAAAAUGCAAAUUUUAAGGUAAUGGACCAGUAUGGACAAUAAGCAAUUCUUGUGCAUUUUCGUGUCAUCAUAUGCUAUUUCAGCGUCCUUUGGCCAGAGAAAAAAAAGUUACUAUUCCAUAUCAACCGGAGAAUGACAAAAGCACAUAUCGUGGGCUGAGCGCGAAACUAUUGUAACUGUAUAUGAAUAAAGAACAAGAUACAAUAGUUUCGCGCUCAGCCCCCGAUAUGGAGGACAUGGUCUCGAACAGAAAACACCAGUUGUCACUACAGGUCCAUUACCUUGAAUCUGGAUGCUUUCCCCUUUUAAACUUUAUAUUAUAUCAACAAUUAUGUCCAGUUGAAUGGGCUAUGUUAAAGCUUGAACUACACUUGAUGAAAGAUUAAAUGGACUUAAAGAUGUGUACUGAAACCUUGAUUAAAUUGACGUUAAUGUUGUGAAGAAAUGCAAAUGAUGAAAAGAUUGUCAAGAUUUGAAGUCCAUAAUGAAAUAAAAAAUUUAGUUUGUUGAUAUAUUAUGGCCUAAGUGUCUUGUUCUAUUUAUGCACUGUUGUAGGCGUAACUGAUAUUAGCCAUUCAUUUGUUAUUUUGUUGAGAAUGGCUUAAUUUUAUAUUUACAAGAGGUAUACAUGUGUACUCCUGUUAUUCCUAAUUUAUCAAGUCACAUGUCCACUUCCAUGUUACACAAGUCUUCCAGCUUGGCAGGAAAUAGUACACACAGAUAGUACUUUGAGUAAUAAGUAGUAAGUUAGAAGUAUUGAAACCAACACAAGUCGGGGGUUGUGGUAGUUCUUUUAUCUCUUGAACCUUUACCCUGCUAAAUUUCUAAAAUGAACUUGUCCAUUAUUGUACCCCCUGACAACAAAGUUGUAAGAGGGGGUAUACUGGUUUCAGGUUGUCUGUCUGUCUGUCUGUCCGUCUGUCCGUAGACGCAAUCUUGUGCGCACCAUCUCUCCUUAUCCCCUUGACAGAAUUUAAUGAAACUUCACACAAGUGAUCAGUACCAACAGUAGUUGUGCAUGGGGCAAGUUAGGUUCUUUUAGAAAAAAAAUUUGCAUAGUUAUGGGACUUUGUUUUUUGUUACUAUACUAUAUACAUAGACACAAUCUUGUGCGCACCAUCUCUCCUCAUCCCCUUGACACAAUUUAAUGAAACUUCACAGAAGUGAUCAGUA